Messenger RNA from Malassezia restricta, 2388 nucleotides. Its product is annotated as cysteinyl-tRNA synthetase. Gene Ontology annotation, molecular function: ATP binding; cysteine-tRNA ligase activity. The transcript has a single exon. Gene Ontology annotation, cellular component: cytoplasm. Bases 1 to 2388 code for a protein of 795 amino acids. Gene Ontology annotation, biological process: cysteinyl-tRNA aminoacylation. The record is from RefSeq and is a predicted model, not a curated record. NCBI's taxonomy places the organism in Eukaryota, Fungi, Basidiomycota, Malasseziomycetes, Malasseziales, Malasseziaceae.
AUGUCAAGUGCUUCAGAAGAUCGCGUGUGGAAGAUGCCUGAGCCGAAGGAGCCAGCACCUCAGUUGCACGUGUACAACAGUCUGACGCGGUCCAAGGAGCUUUUUGUGCCGCAGCGUGGACGUCUUGUGACGUGGUACAAUUGUGGUCCCACCGUAUAUGAUGCAAGCCAUAUGGGACACGCACGAAACUAUGUUGCACAGGACGUCAUCCGACGCAUUAUGCGCGACUACCUCGGCUAUGACGUCCACUUCGUGAUGAAUGUGACUGAUAUUGACGACAAGAUCAUUGUGCGCGGCCGCCAAGAGUACCUGUUGCAGCAGUUCCAAGCACAGCAUCCCCACCUUACGCCGGCCCUGUUGAAUAUUGUGCAAACGGCGUGGUCGCAAUUUUUUUCCCAUACGCUAAUGCCGCUCACCCCACCAGCCCCGUCUCACGAGGAGGCCUCUGAUCCUCAAGCUGCAGAGCGAAGUCGUGCUGGCGAGGGCGGCUGGGAACAGAUCGUGCGGAUGGCUCAAGAUCCCAAAUGGCGCGAAGAGGCGGCACAGCGCAUGCCCAAGUUCCACAUGUGGUUCGCUACGUUGCAAGCAUCACGCGAUGCCCAAGUGGCGGCUGCUGUCUCAUUGGGCGCGGGCGACGCAUCUGAGGCACAGGCAAGGGCCCUAAUCAGCGCAUCAAGCGAUGUGCUGAGCGAACACCUCGAUGGCACGCUGGCACAUACCGUGAAUGAUCCAGCUAUUUUCCGCAAGCUCGCUGCGUACUGGGAAGCGGCCUUUUUCCAGGACAUGAAGCGACUGCAUGUCGAGCCGCCAUCGAUGCUAACACGUGUGAGUGAGUACGUUCCAGAGAUUGUACAGUUCAUUGAACGCAUCAUCGAGAACGGUUUUGCGUACGUCGAUGACGCCGCAUCCGAAAGCAAGAAUGUGUGGUUUGCCACGUCACACUUCGACGGCGGUGCCUGUGGUGCUGAGCACCACACGUAUGCAAAACUUGCGCCGUGGAGUAAGGGCAACAGCGAGCUCUUAGAGGAAGGCGAGGGUUCCUUGGCUGCGAAGGGCAAGCGCCAUGCCGCAGACUUUGCGUUAUGGAAGCGUGCCAAACCUGGCGAGCCAUCGUGGCCGUCACCGUGGGGUCCGGGACGUCCUGGCUGGCACAUUGAAUGCAGUGUGAUGGCGUCGCAGGUGCUCGGUAAGCAAAUUGACAUCCAUUCGGGUGGGAUUGAUCUCACCUUCCCCCACCAUGAUAACGAGCUCGCACAGAGUGAGGCGUUCCAUGGCUGCACACAGUGGAUCAACUAUUUCUUACACACGGGACACCUGCAUAUCGAGGGUCUCAAGAUGAGCAAGAGUCUCAAGAACUUUAUUAGCAUUGACGAGGCAUUGAAGCGCUACACAGCUCGUCAGCUGCGCCUCGCUUUUUUGAUGCACCCAUGGCACGCCAAAAUGGACUUUCGCGAGUCAAGCAUGGCCGAGGUCCGCUCGGUUGAAACGACGCUCAACAACUUUUUUAGCGUUGUUACGGCGCUUGAGCGCGAGUCUCGUGCUAAGGGCGAGGCUUUCAGUGAUGGCCAGCAUCAUUAUGGCCCAGGCGCUCAGCAUUUGAACGCCGCACUGCAAGACACACAGGCAGCUUUCCGUUUGGCCAUGUGUGACAACUUUGAUACGCCACGCGGUAUUGAGGUGCUCCUCGAGCUUGUGUCGCGUGCCAAUGUGUACGAGCGCGGCACGUCGCGUGAUGACCUGAACGUGUGUGUGCUUGUGAAUGUGUCGCAAUAUGUAGCGCGCAUGCUCCGCAUGUUGGGUCUCGGCGAGGGACCGACGCGUGAAGGCGAUCUAAGCUGGGGCACAGUAGCUGCGAAAGAUGGCGCUGUGGACCGCAAUGAAGUCGUCGCUCCAUUUGUACGCGUGCUGUCGUCGUUCCGCGAUCGCGUUCGUCAGUUGGCACGCUCGAAUGCAUCAGGUGCAGACCUGCUCCAACUCGCUGAUACCAUCCGUGACGUGGAGCUGGCCGAUUUGGGCGUGGCUCUCGAUGACCAGGAAAAUGGCCAGGCUCUAUUCAAGUUCGUGCCUGCUGAGCAGCUGCGCGCACAGCGGGCCGAAAAGGAGCGCAUGAUCGCAGAAAAGGCUGCGCGGAAAGCUGCGGCUGCUGAGGCUGCGCGAGUCAAGCGGCGUGAACAGCUGGAGCGUGGACGUAUCGCCCCACAAGACAUGUUCCGCGCACCGCACACGAACCAAUACACCGCAUGGGAUCAACAGGGUAUACCCACGCAGGAUGAGCAAGGUGAAGCACUGGGCAAGAAACGGCGUAAGAAUCUAGAAAAAGAAUAUGAACGCCAACUGAAGCUGCAUGCUGACUAUCUUGCCGCGAGGGAGGCGAACGAAAUUGACUAG